Molecule: messenger RNA, 1709 nt
Organism: Brassica napus (rape)
Lineage: Eukaryota; Viridiplantae; Streptophyta; Magnoliopsida; Brassicales; Brassicaceae
Product: AT-rich interactive domain-containing protein 6-like
Exons: 14
Coding region: 262-1434 (390 amino acids)
Biological process (GO): regulation of transcription by RNA polymerase II
Cellular component (GO): nucleus
Molecular function (GO): DNA binding
Source: RefSeq, a predicted model, not a curated record
AGCCAACAAUGAAUCUAGUCACCAAAAUCUAUUAUUAUUUUAAAAAAAGUUUUUUAAAAUAAAAUCUGACCCAUUUAAUUCAUUCCUUCCGCCAUUGACAAAGAUUCUUCUCCGCUUCAAAUAGUCUCUCUCGCUCUCUCUCUCUCUGUCUUCCUCUGCUUCUUUCAAUUUCCCCGCCGCGCCACCACCGGAACUCCCUCUUUCUCCUUCCCCUGGUGUCGUCUCCGGCGCCGUCGCUGCAGAAACAGAUCAAGCUUUUUGAUGGAGGAUACCAACGAAACACAGUUGCGAGAUGUGCCUUGUGUUGCUGAUGAUGCCCUCAAGGAAGAACUUGGGGAUGUGGCAGACAAAGAUCAAAACGUUAGUGAAACUCCCCAGCAGCCCCUUCUUCUUGGCCAGGCUAAUGGAGUUGCUGGUCACUCUGAAAAGAGGACUCGUGAUAAGGUGCAGUUUUCGAGUCCUGAGAUUGGUGAUGGAAGCGUCAAAAAGCGUAAGACUUGGUUGCUGAAUGACCCUGAGGCACAGGGAGAUGAUGAAGCAGGGACGCCAGAAGAGCAGCAGGCGUUUCUCAUAGAGUUGGCGACCUUUCACAAAGAGAACUACCUUGAUUACAAACCUCUUAAGUUUUAUGGGCAGCCUCUAAACGCUCUCAAGCUAUGGAGAGCAGUUAUUAAACUAGGUGGCUACGAUGUGGUCACCACAUCAAAGCUAUGGCGGCAAGUUGGAGAAUCCUUCAAUCCUCCAAAGACAUGCACAACUGUCUCCUACACAUUCCGCAUUUUCUAUGAGAAGGCACUUCUAGAGUACGAAAAGAGUCUAAGGAAAAAUGGUGACCUUAACCUUCCUGAUUCAGCAUUCAAUCUGUCUUCAAGCCACCAGAAAGAGGUCAUGAGCCAUCAAGGUUCAGGAUCAGGCAGGGCAAGAAGAGACUCCGCAACUCGUGCUAUGCAAGGCUGGCAUACACAGCGCCUUGCUGGAUCUAGAGAGUCUGCUGAGACUAGUGUUAAGGAUAAGGGCUCUAACUCAGCCCCAAAGCAUAAGAAACUCAAAAGCAUUGGGCUGCCAAAGCCCAGACCACAAACUUCCAUGGACCUUGUUGUUUCACAAGAAGCAGAAAAACAGUUACGGUCGGUUGCUGAUGUUGUUGAUGAUGGACCCAUUGCUGACUGGGUGAAGAUAACUGUCAAGGAAACUAAGAACUCCUUUGAGGUAUUUGCUUUGGUUCCUGGACUUCUUCGCCAUGAGGUUCGAAUUCAAUCAGAUCCAGCUGGACGGCUGAUUAUAACAGGAGAGCCUGACCAGCUUGACAAUCCUUGGGGCAUUACACCUUUCAAAAAGAUUGUUAGCUUACCAGCAAGAAUCGAUCCGCUUCGCACAUCUGCGGUCAUAAGCUUGCAUGGUCGGGUGUUCAUACGAGCUUCAUUUGAACAGUGACUGCUCUUUAAGAGUGACCUUGUUUUUUUCUUUAGAAAUUCAUUUCGUAUCAGAACAAUAUUGUUAGGCUGCUGAAGCAGUUUUAACUUGUAAUUUUAGUGUCAAGACUACAGUUAAGAGGAGACAAUCAAACAUUGUAUCUUGCUGUUAGAUUUUUCUUUUGUAGAUGCUGCUUAAAGCCUUUUAGGAUGCAACCAACAAUGAUAUGCUUGGUCCGAAAUUGGAAUGUUAUAUUUAUGUUUUCUUUAUAGAUAUGAAUAGUUUUACCUAUCAAA